UUAAUGGCGGCGCCCAUGGCGAUGAAUUGUGGUCGGAUUAACCGGUUUGAAAUAAAAUUCAAAGUGUGGUUGUUUUGAGAAAAUGGAUAGAAUUUCUUCCUUCCUUCCUGCUACCAAUCUUGUCUCGGAUGUCUCCAAAAAGAGGUGUAGGGAAUUAAGUUCCCCAACUGGGAAAACACCUCUGCAAGAGUGUAAAAGACAGCCUGCUUGUGUGUAUGACCGACUGGCUGUAGUUGGGGUAACAACGUGUUUUCAAGGUGCUGGACGUUUAGUGGAUGAAAUUGGCAAACAUAAUUAUGAUGCUGUAAUCCAGUCGCUGAAGAAUGAAAAUCCCUUUAGGCUUAUAGGUGACAAUAUAAACAUCUCAGUUGGGGUUAAACACGAGAGGUCCAAUGCAAAAGGAACCAUGUACAACUGGUUUGCCUCAGCCAUUGUAACCCAGAAAAAGGCCUUUGCUGAACUGUCCGAUGUUCCCCAGUGUCUGUCCAAAGAUCUACCUCUUGAGGUCCUCCCUGGACCUUGUGUAGAAGAUAUGAGGAGGAGGAAUUUAGUUGUUGCCCUGCCAGUCCUUCCAUUUAAUGAACAGAAAUAUGCUGACGUUGUUCAAAUUCUAGACCACUAUGAACACUACAUAGAAGAGAUCUACCAGUCAGCAGAAGUUCCCCUAGCAAAAGUGCACAUUGGUGGUGACCAGCUCACAAGAGAGAGAUUUAGUGGUGCCAAAAGACUACGUGCUAUCCUAAGCCGGAAUGCCUGUCUGACAGAAAAACAGCGUCUACAGCACAUGCAACCAAUCACCUUUGAACUCUGGCAUGCUGGAAUGAACCUUUUAUCCCUCAUUUUCAAUGUGUUGUUUAAUGAACAUUCCUAUGAAAAGGGAACAAUGAAUUCUGCUCGCAUUAAGUUAGGAAGGAGAACAGUAAAAAAGGAUGUUCAGCACAACUAUGACCACAACAAAGACUUCUUCCUCACCUUCACAAGCAGUUACAUCAUUGAGGCAUUGUGCGAUUACUUCGGACUGGAAGACUUAAAAUCCUUAUCCACUAGAAACCUCAUUGGGGAGAAAUCAGCACAGGAGGUUAUGGAACAUUUUGUCAGAACCUAUGUGUUUGCAGAAAAUACAGAUGCAACUCAAAUUGUUGACAGAAGUGAAUCAAGUGUACUAUGAUUCCAGUAACUGUGAAUUUACCUGAUGGGUCAUCUGCACAACUGCAUAUACAUCAAAUUUGUCAACAAAAGACAACUCAUCAUGAGUAUGACAAAGUGAAGCAUUAUGGACACUGUGUUUUACAGCUUGGGCUUUUAUUAAUGGAUUUCUUAGACAUUUGUAAGACUCCAGAUCGAGACCGUAUGAUUUCACUGAUGAAAUAUUUAAUGCCUGUCUACAAAACAUCCAGCAACAACAGCAAGUAUGCUUUAGAGUGUUUGAGAUUUUUAUGUCAUCAACAAUCAUCUUAUAGUCUACAAGAGGUACAUCGCAGUUUUUAUGGAUUGUUUGUAUACAACAGGGGGAAAAUUGAUUCAAGCAUUCCUGCUGACCUCCAAAUGGAGCAUAUUGUGAAAAAAUUGAAAAUUUUGUUCCAGACCUCAGGCCCUAGUAACAAGUCAGAGAGUAUGGUGAAAAAAUCUAAAGCAAUAUCAGGGAUAUCUGCUAUCUGUGAUGCUUAUGAUUCAGCGAGCAAUGUAAUUGUUAGAGCAAAACACCACAAAGCCAAGACUUCACAGGAUGAAGAAGAGAAAGUCAUAAGGGAGCUCAGAACCGUGCAUCCAUUUCAAACUGUUAUUGGAAGAGAAUAUACCAAAUUCACAGACAUUUUAGCUCCAUAUCAUGCAAAGUUAGAUCAGGCAAAAUACCAGGCUUGGUUAAUAUAUCAUAAAGAUACUUUGAUGUUUGAAUAUGGGAAGUAGUUCAUUUUGACAGUGGGUAUUUUAAAAAUGUAUCACUUUUUACUUGUACAUAACUUACUUGAAGUAUUUUCUUUGAAAUUUCUUAUGAAAAUUGAAUUUUUUGAAAAUGCAUUCAAACCUGCUGUCCAGCUGUGUUCAUUUGAAUAUCAAUGAAACAUCAUCAUAACGUUUACAUUAAUACAAAUGGUGUCUUAUUUGAAGCUUUUGAGGUUGACCAUAUUGGCUUAUUUCUUAAUUUAAUUAAUACUUUGUAUUCAUUGAGAGAGUGGACUAACACCAAACUUCUAUUUAGUUGAACAUUGUGUGUAGUAUAAGAUUUCAUUUAUGGAAAAAACUGGCUGUUAUACUAUGAAAUGACUUAUCAACAACCUCUAAAAACAUUUCAUUGCACGAUUAAUUACUUGUAGUGAUUUUGAUCUAAAAUAGAAUAUUUCUAUAUAACUAGCAAUCAUUAAUUGAGAACAUAUGUAUCCACAUGUAUAUGGUGUCAUGUGCCAGUGUUUGUGUCCAUGCUUGUAAUGGUACCUUCAUUUACUUGUAAAAUGUGCUCAUAGCACCUCAUGUAAGAAAACCAUAAAACAAUGUACAGUAACUAGUAUUUUUAUAGUUGAUACUUCUGUAUUUAUACAAUAUCCUCAUAAUACGAUGAGCCUACAGUUUCAUGUCAUAUGAUAGAUUUGUAAAGCACAUCAAAAAGCAGAAAUAGCAUGCUUAAUAUUUAGUACUGUGUGGGCCACAUGUUCAGGAAGAUAAAUGUUCUGGAUUUGCUUCGAUUCAUGUAAAUGUUCAAAAACAUCUGUAAUGAUCAUAAUGAAAUGUUCACUUAAAGAGUUGGAAGUAUCAAUAGAAACAUAAGCUUGUAAAGAGUCUCUCAUGAUUUGCCUUUGUGUCAAUUUAGGGGUUUUAAAAUGUUCAGUGCUGUAAGUUUUUCCCAUGCAGAUAUCACAGCAGUUUUCCACAGAGCUUGGGUAGACAGUGUUGAAGUAGUUUGUUAUAAACACUCUUCUACAUAUAUCAUUGCUCUUGCAGAAAUCUUUAAAAGACUUGUCAAUAAAGUCAUGACAGAGAUCUGUUGCAUUCCAGUAUAAAACUGCUUCAGCCUGAGAACCAUCGCGCCCUGCUCUGCCUAUUUCUUGGACAUAUACUAUAAUAAUGAAAAGUAAAAGGUUUAAAUGUAAUAUUGUAAAAAUUGUCCCUGAAAAAAACUAGAGAAGUCUUGAAUAUAAGACAAACCUUCCAUACAGGAAGGGGGACCAGCAUGUACCACCCGCUUCACAUGUCUUAAAUCGCAACCCAUACCCAAAGCUACUGUAGCAAAGACAAGCUUUAUUGGGGAAUCAGGCCUGGCAAUUGCAUUGACUAUUGCUUGAUUAAUCUUAAAUGGAAUUAUAGGGCAUAUAAAUGCUAGCUAUAGAUUGACAUCAAACUUAUUACUGGAAAUGUGUCAUUUAUGAAAAAUAAAGUUUAAAAUCUUAACAUCAUGUUUUUUUAUACCCACCCCCGUUCUGAAGGAGAAGGGGGUAUACUGAUUUUACUCUUGUGUG
Molecule: messenger RNA, 3452 nt
Organism: Magallana angulata
Lineage: Eukaryota; Metazoa; Mollusca; Bivalvia; Ostreida; Ostreidae
Exons: 4
Coding region: 83-1168 (361 amino acids)
Source: RefSeq, a predicted model, not a curated record